CAUCUUGACAACGGAAGUCAUUUAUCAACUGCGCUCUGUUAUCGAACGAAGUGUAUUAUUUGUUGCUGGUAUCAUUGCAUAAAUUAUUGAAGAUUUAUAGAAUGGGUAAUUGCCCAUGCACCCCUAAACGCACAAGUGAUGUAGAGGUGGUGAUUGAAGAAUCGGCUAGCAGCCGAGAGGAUGCCCUUCAGAAUUACCAAUUUGACCCGAGGUGUUCCUUCUAUGACCCGAACUCCAACGACCCGGAUGUGUGGGUUAAAAUUGUUAUCAGAGAAAUGAGCAUCCGGUCGGUCGUUUCUGCAACUAGUGUUGUAAGUCCAGAUAAUAGAUAUGACAUUACGUCAAGUAUGACAAGCUGGCGAUGGAUGCCUCCAGAUACGAGCAGCUCAAGCUCAACGGAUUCCGACAUGAGCUCCACUGAAACGUCGUCGUCGGAGCGGACCGUCAACUCAAUUGUAAAAGAAGCUCUCGUACAAGCAGAACUCGAAUACUCGGACAACGUUGAAUAUUGCACUAGGGAUGUUUAUGAUAUUGUCCCAAAACGUCCCAAAGAUGAUGUUGAUGACAAUGCUGUUGACAAUAGCUGCGCCUGGUUUUGGUGUAAAACACACAGAGACGAGGUGAAAAUCGUUGAAAACCCGAAAUAUGUCCGCAGAAUCAAUAACGAAGUAACACUAAACGAAACAGCUCCAGUUUUUGAAUGUGAUCCUCACCUGCCGAACACAACAUGUGUUGAAAGCUACACGAGUAAAGAAAUUGAGAGUGUUGCAGACGCGUUGUCGGAUGUUCGGGACACCAGUUCAUCUCCCUUUCGGAAUUCCCUUGUCUCCUCCAAAUCUUCUUUCUCCUUGUGCUUCUCUGACGAAAGUAUUUCUCGAGAAACACAGUUACCCGUCGUAAAAAGUAACGUGACUGUCACUUCGUUUGUAAAAGAAUCUCACGUACAAGCAGAACUUCAAAAUGAUGACACUCAAUUAGAACCACCCUUCCAUAUUGAAGAUACUGAUGAAAAGUCGGAAAACGUUGACUAUCGCAAGGGGGAUGUUGAUGAGAUUGAUUAUGAUAAUAAUAACGAAGAAACACAAAAUGCAACAGCUGCAGUUUUUGAUCCUCACACGUUUAACGCAACAAGUGUUGAAAGCUGCAAGAGUCGGGAAAAUGAGAGUGUUGCAGACGCGUUGCCAGAUGUUCAUGUGGAAGAGAGCAGACGCAAACAGUCAAAAAUCGCAAAACUGUUAAAAAGAUUUUUUAGAAGAAAAUAAGAAGAAAAAGUAAAAAUAAAAUAAAAUAAGAAAAAAACAACUUAUCUGUUGAUUAGAUUUUUUUGAAGAAAGCCAAAAAAUAAAGCAGCUUUAAUAGAUUAAUAUUUUUCAGUUUUCGUGUUUGUGUUGUGACUUGAGUUUUGUUUCCAUAUUUUUAAUUGUGCAAAACGUUAAUAUAUAGCUGUUUACUGAUAAACCACUAUGGGAAAAACAUUUUAUUAGUGGCUUGAAGAAAAACACAGUUGUAUUCAAUAACAUAAAAAAUCAGGAACUAGGGUAAAAGUGCGACUAGUAAAUCGCAGAAGCUAGUGUAUGAUAACUCUUGAUUUAGCCACGUGCUUGAUCAGGACUUCACUUUAGUGUGUGAUAUCGAAAUUAAUGCCGGACCACCAAAGCAAUAUACGUUACAGCAGGAUAAUACAUUAAAAUACCGACAAACCGUUGGCUAGAUGAGCAGGACAUUCCUAACCCUGGCCCAUCUCCCGACCCCGGAAGACACCUUCCCGAGCACCGCCCGGACCCCCUGGAAUAAUUACCUGGCAACUGAGCAGCUCAUUACAUAUUCGAGACACCCUAACCCAUCCAAUGUAAGUAGGUCGGCAAUAAUGACAAAACCCGUAAUUGUGAAUUUAAACGUUGAAAUAAAUGAAAUUAUUCUCGUUUUGAAAAAUACUUUUUUUUUGUUUUGGUAUUAUGCAUGCUAUUUAGCAGAGGGAUUAUGGGAAUGAUAUAAUGUAGUUGAACAUUCCAAAAAGGUAAAAUUUUAUUUGUCUGUUUAUUUAAAUAAGACGGGCAAUACAAAUCAUUUAUAGCUCUGUGAAACGGCUAUUCAAUAGCAAGUCUUAUAUCGAAUUAUUUAAGUCGUGUUCUGAGAAAACUGGGCAUAAUGCAUGUACGUAAAGUGUCGUCCCAUAUUAUCCUGUGCAGUCCACAAAGGCUAAUCAGGAACGACACUUUCCGCCUAACUUGGACUUUUGCUAAGAAGAGACUUCCUUUAAACAAAAAAUGUCAUAACAGCGGAAAGUGGCGUCCCUGAUUAGCCUGUGCGGACUACACAGGCUAAUCGGGGACGACACUUUUCACACAUGCAUUAUGCCGAGUUUUCUCUGAACGCGACUCAUUUUGGUGUUUUGUUUGUUUUGCUUCAAUUAUGGUAUGUUUUAAUUGUUUGUUAUGUGUAGCAUAAUUGAUUUUUUAGAAUCGGGCAAUGCAUUUAUAUUGAAUAAUUAGUAUGGUUGAAAAUUCGCCACAUUAAAACUGUUUGCGCAAUAUAAAUUGUGUUUUGUUCUGUUCUGAAAGUUAAAAGUAACAAGUUGUUUUUAUUUUCUUUAUUUUCAGACGAUGACUUUUUAUCUUUCCGUUGAGUUGUGAUCGCCAAGAGGUUGAUCUCUGUUUCAUACCGAUUUUGCGAAACUUUGUCUUGUGCAUAUUUAUUUAAUUCAAAUUCUAUUGAUGCAAUUAUAUUUUUACUAGUGUAAGUUUUUAAAUUAUGUUUUCCCAAGAGCACAUAAGAUGCUAUUAAUGCUUGUUUUAUAUUUGAUUUAAUAUGGGAAAAUGAAAGUGACCAUGUGGUAUCUAUGCGGUUUGCUGAAAUAAUACCUCAUGUCUACCAUUAAAUACAUGAAAUUGGUGCUUAUUUUGUAGAUUUCUCUUAAAAUAAAGAGGUUUCGGGAGGAUGAUGAAGACAGACAAAGAGACAAAGAUAUUCAGCAAUGGGUUCUCAAUCGCCACACACCCUGCCAUUAAAAAAUGAAAAAUAAAUAAAUAUGAGAAAUAUGGUUUCAUAGUAUUUAGUACAUAUAAAGUAAUGUACAUUUCUCUGGAUUAGUGAUAGUGCAUACAUCGGUAUUGAAAAAAAACUGCAUGAUUUCUUUGCACGUAUGCGUUACUUGUGUAAGGCUUAUUAUGGUUCGAUGGUCUGAAGAUGAGCAGAGGCAAAUUUCAACGCACAGAACACCCAAAGCUAUUCGGGUAUAUUCAGGAUAAUCAUAAUGAUUUGAAAGAUGUUGUUGACGUGAACCAAUGGCUGUAAUUCCAUCUACACGGAUGGGGGAUAAUCGAGUGGUCAAUGAAGAGAGACCAACAAUCCAUACAGCGGGAUGCUGAUGAAACCACGAUGAUUGUGAUGCCAUCAGAAGACAAUGAACUGUUUUAAUGAUCGGACGACUGGGGAUCAGGCUUCGUAAACAAGGAAGCACGUGUUCCGGACACUUUGAAUAGGUACAUUGUUAUACUAAAUGGAACGUUGAUAGUCUUGAUGUUAGACAAAUGAAACACACCGCUUAAAGAAAUAGUGGUGGUAUUAAUUGUUGUGUUUUUUACAUAACAUACAUACUUAAUAAACAUAAUAUUUUCA
This is a messenger RNA of Dreissena polymorpha, 3618 nucleotides long. RefSeq lists its product as uncharacterized. The record is from RefSeq and is a predicted model, not a curated record. NCBI's taxonomy places the organism in Eukaryota, Metazoa, Mollusca, Bivalvia, Myida, Dreissenidae. Bases 102 to 1262 code for a protein of 386 amino acids. The transcript is spliced from 3 exons.